This is a messenger RNA of Pocillopora damicornis (cauliflower coral), 3090 nucleotides long. RefSeq names its product plexin domain-containing protein 2. NCBI's taxonomy places the organism in Eukaryota, Metazoa, Cnidaria, Anthozoa, Scleractinia, Pocilloporidae. The record is from RefSeq and is a predicted model, not a curated record.
UCUUAUUUCAUUUCCAUCGAGUAGGUGACAGAGUGAACUGAACCAUCACCAAGAUUCAAACUUCGAUCUUAAAGUUUCUUUCAGUCGCACAACACUAGCUUGUUGACGCCAUCGGGAAUCUACCAGAAAUAACCACUCAGCUAUGAAUCGUGCAGCUCUCACGCUGAUUUUUGGGGUUUUACUCUCAUGUUUUUACCUCGAAUGUAAAGCCCUUCAGUAUCAAGACUCACGUCACAAUUUUCUAAGUUCUCUCUUGGAAACGGACAAUACACUUGAUUUAAUUCGCCAUGAUCACCAUCGGUCCAGAAGAAAUCUGGGAGGAGUGCUUACUAAUGGCUCAAAGGAUUGUGAACAGCCAGAAAAAAAUUUAAACUGUUCAGAAGUGGAGGUGCACCAUAAAUACUAUGUGUCACAAAUUAUUAAUAGUGGAAAAGACUACUGGGUUGAUGUCCAAGGUAAUCCUGACCAUGAGGAACAUUAUAAACUAUCGGACAGCUAUCUGUUAAGAAAGCCCUAUCCAUUAAAAUUCAAGUUCCCCUACUAUGGUCACUUGCUGGACUCUGUGGUGCUAACAACUGGAGGGUUCCUGUACAUGGAUGUCCAUGACACAAGGCUAAUGACACAAGUUCAGUACCUUGCUCCACUGAUGGCGUACUUUAAUCCUCAUUUAGACAAAGAUUCAAAAGUCCUUACAUUACAUGAUGAAUCCAAACUGACAGUGCAGUGGAACCAAGUUCAUUUACAUAACAAUAAAUCUGCUGGACCAUUCACAUUUCAAUGCACUCUGCACAAGAAUGGCACAAUCUGGUUUGCUUACCAAGCGAUCCCUGUUGAUGUGGCAAAAAUUCCACAUUUACCAUACCACCCUGUCAGAGUUGGCAUUGCAGAUGCAUUUGUGAUUGAAGUUAAAAGAGGACAGGUUCGUUACCGAUAUUUCUACAUCUACAGUACAAUCAACAUCACUAUGGAGAAAGUGGGUAACAAUGUGGCAGUCAUCAUUAAACCUCAACUUAGUUGUGUGAGUGCCCAGUCAUGUUCUCUCUGCAUGAAGAGGACUGAACAGUCUAACUUCACAUGUCAAUGGUGUCCUGAAUUGAACAGAUGCUCUGAUGGAGUUGAUCGUCAUCGCGCAGAUUGGGAUGCAAAGAAUUGCCCGAAAAAUGCCGUCAAAGAGUUGACCAAAGAGUGUAAAGCCAACACAAUAGGCACAACAGGCUCUCGUAGGUCACAUGAGAAAAAAGGAAUCGGUGCAGGAGCCAUCGUGGCCAUUUGUUUCGUACUGGUGUUGAUAAUCGGUGUGGCUGCUUGGUGCAUGUAUGCAUACAGGUAUCCCACCUCCAAAUCUGGACUCUUCCUCAUUGAGGCCAGUCGCCGUCCCAGGGAGCUGUUCAAGAGUAGGUCUGAUGGAGGAAACACAAGCCAUGCAGCACCCUCUGAUGUAAAGCCUCAAGUGCUGUAGAAUAGUAGUGGAUAUUUCUGCCAUUCAUAAUAUGGCAGAAAGAAUGAUAUUUGUCCAAUCAAUAAUGCAAAAGCAUAAUUUCCCAAAUCAGCACACACAUGCUUGUUGAAUGUAUUUUGUAACUAUAAUGCACUUUUUAGUAAGAAGUUUUGUAGACUUGUGUUUUUCAUGCAACAAUUUCCCUCAACAAGAAAUUCAAAAGCAAGAGUUUUGGUAGGGAGCUUUUCACGUGUGUGUCAAAAUACCUUAUCAACUUAUCAAUUCCAUGCAAAGAAGGGUUACAAAAGCCAGGAAUGAAGUUGCAAUUGGUUUAAAUGCUACAUUUAGGGCAUGUUUACAUAGAGGUGAGGUAACCCAAUUUCUCUCAGGUAACCUACUCAUUCAUUUAAUCUCUUAUUUUAUCUUGAUAACAUUUACAUGAUAGGUGGAGUGACUUGCCAAGGCAAGUUGUCCAAUCUGCUGGGUAGGGUGAUCCUGUCAGCAGGGGUCACAAUUUGCUGUGUCUCCAGGAGGGGUAACCCUCCUAGCAGGGGUUGCAUUUGUGUUAUAUUUGCAAGCGCACCAACAACCGUGAGAAACUUCACCCAGGGAUGCUGGGGUUGUAAGAUUGUACGUAAAUGUAGGCUAUUUUCUGACCAUGGCUAAGUGGGUUGCCUCACCUACCUGGGGGGCCCCCACUUCCAUGUAAGAGGUUGAUUGAGAUGACAAUACAACUUCUUAACCCUUUAACUCCCAGACAAAAUUUGUAAUUCUCCUUUCUGUCAACCAUACAAUUCUUAUAACGUUUUUCAAAGAAUUUAUUAUUGGAUCAACUAACUAUCCCCAAAUUGAUAGUUUUCUUCACUCUCAUUACUUGUCUGGUUGAUUUUGUAUUGGUAUUGUAAGGAGAAAUUCUGUCUAAGUCACUCCUGGGAGUUAAAGGGCUAAAGCCAAUAAAUUGUCAGUUUUGCUUGGCACUCAGUUGGUGAGCUUUCUACUCUGGGUUUUCGAUAAUAACUGAAUUGUUUUUCAUCAACACAAUCAAAGUGAUUUACUGCAAUAUUGUUGUGUGGAUUGAAAAUAAUGUUGCCCUGUUCCUUUUUUUCUCCUAAUUACAAGCUAAUUUUCAUUGCUUGUAAUAUUUUGGUUGUUAACUAAUUUUUUUCAUGAUUUUUUUUCGAUUUAAUUUGUCCUUUUGAUAAAAAAGACUAUAAAAUCUGCAAAAUUGACCAAAUUGAGUGGAAUCAUAUUGUAACGGACUUGGUCCAGGUCAAAGGAACUUUUAAUCUGUCCUUGACCCAAAAAAAUUGGUUUUUUGAAACACCUAUUUAAAGCUAUCCUAUUAUUUAGUACUAUUUCAACUUAGUUAUAUUUACUGCGAAGUUUCGUCUUUUUUUAUCGUAUUUAAAAACCGAUGUAGGGUUAAUUUACGUGAGUGGCAUUUUGAAUGCAUAUUUUUUAGUCUAUUAAGGUUAUUGUGUACACGGUAGAAAAUGGUUUUGUGUUAUGAUAAGUUUUUGAGCUUUUCCUUUAAGACUAUUUAAGCUGGAACGUUCAUGAAACGUUUAGCUUUUUUUCGCUUGUAUAUUUAAGUUACCAGUACUCUUUUAGCUUCCCACCUGAAAAUGAAAUUAAAACAGUCUUUUUGCUUA